AUGUGGCCAGCCAAAAUCAUACCGGCCUUGUUUAGUGCCUUGCUAUGGCAAGCUAUUCUUCCGCCCGCUCACGUGGUCGAUGUCGUUGAGGUCACUACUCUUGUCGUUCAAGUAACUCGAGUCUAUUCUACUAUCACAGUCACUCAGACAGUCGGGACCCCUACCACCGCCAUCGAUCAUGCGCUUCCUAUAACUACUUCUACUCCUCUGCCUCCUGCUGCUCGUCCUAUGCUCGGCCCAUACAACUACCCGCCAUCUAACGAAUCCCUCGCUCAUGACCAAACUUCCAGCACUUCAUUGGUGUUAGAAGAAUGCGUCUACCUGCUCUCCUCGCUCGCCGUCCCGCAAUACUCCGUUCUGGACAUGAUCAUAGGCAUCUUCAUGGCGACUAGCUUGGUCUUAUUCGUUUGGAAAAUUCUAAUUCCCUUGAUCAAACUUCGAAUUCGCAACUUGAUAAGGAUUUGGCCUCGUACGAUGGAAUUCUUUUGCAUCACUGUACAAGUUAUCUUUGGCCUCGACGAAGAGGAUGUAUUGUGGGCCGCCUGGAUGACGUGCUACAAGUACUUUCUGGGAUGCAUCUUGAGAGCUCUCUGCGAGGUUGACCAGUCUGUCCGAAUGCUUUUUGGGUACAUCCAGAUCACGAAGCUCUCGAUUCAAGUGGUUUGCAUGCGUUGCGUUAUCUUCGCUUUCCAGAUAUUUGGAGUUGAUCUGAAGAAGGGCAAGCCCAAUGGAUGGGUAACGGAAGAGCGUCUCGCGCAAGCACAAAGUCAGUCCAAACCGGUCCUAUAUCAAGACUCUCCCAACAGUCUCAUGCUUGGCAACAAGUGCGUCGGCUAUCGAAGUACUAUCAUGGAACUUGUCCAUGAUAACAACUACUUCCGCCUCGUGCUCUGCAGUAUGCUGAACGCACACUACAAUAUCGCCAACGGCAAGCAGCCCAAUGCACUCGAUGGCGAUCAUCCAUACCGGACCACCCUCAUCAAGUUCAAUCCAGUCGCCGACAAGAAGACUGGUCUCUACAUCGGCUACAAGGGGGGCACACUUCGGAGAGAGGAUACACUGAACAAAGUGUACUGCGUCAACGUGGAAUCACUCGCAAAACGCAUUGAACACGAGCCUCACCGCAUGGCCGCCAUCCUCCAGCGCUGA
This is a messenger RNA of Bipolaris sorokiniana ND90Pr, 1149 nucleotides long. RefSeq lists its product as uncharacterized. Bases 1 to 1149 code for a protein of 382 amino acids. Lineage: Eukaryota; Fungi; Ascomycota; Dothideomycetes; Pleosporales; Pleosporaceae. The record is from RefSeq and is a predicted model, not a curated record. The transcript has 3 exons.